Molecule: messenger RNA, 1698 nt
Organism: Symbiodinium sp. CCMP2456
Lineage: Eukaryota; Dinophyceae; Suessiales; Symbiodiniaceae
Source: the annotation of a GenBank genome assembly
AUGGUGCCAUAUGGUCAGCAGAUCAACGCAAGUACCGCCGAGAUUGGUGCUUUCUCGACCGUGUUCUAUGUCUUUGGGAUCGUUUCAUUGGCUUGGAUGCCCUGGUUAGCUGACACAAAAGGCAUACGAAUCGCCAUGAUUCUCUCUGUCCUGGGCACGGCGAUUUCCUAUGCAGUUCAGGGCAGUGCGCAUCACUUCAUGCCCCUGGGUGCCAAGGCUGGUGUGUGGACCAUGAUGGCUGGAAGGGCCAUCUCAGGAUUCUUCAGCGGCAGCACACCCAUGAUCCGGUCGCACAUUGCGGACAUCUCUUAUCCGGACAUGGCAGUCCUGAAAUUUCGCAGUAUCAUCAUGUGGGCCUCCGUGCAGGCUGGGAAUUUCGCGCUCGCCCCGAUAGCCGGGCUGGUCAGCAGAUUUGGGCUGCACUUGCCAUGGUAUGUAUCCGCAGCCGUCUCCUUCGUUGUGCUCCUGUUUGUGGCUCUGCUUUUCAAGGAUGCAGAAGAGAUUUUUGGUACACAGGACCAAGAUGCAGAUGAGGAAUCGGGCGACGCCGGCAAGUCCGUGAUGGUUCAGAAAUCAAAAUCCAACACUUCAACCAGCGGAGGCGUAAGCAAACCCACCUACAAGGACCCGAUCCUUUGGCUUGUCAUGGUGGCGCAUGCGUUCCUCUUCCUGACUGCCUCAGCUUUGCUUCUGGUUCUUCCCUUCUUGCUGGAGUACCCCGCAUUUGGCCAAAUCGAUCCUUCCUCGGUUGAGCAGUCCCGGGAGAAUGUGGCCGCGGCAACGUCCCUCGUCAUGGUCCCACACGGUGUGCUCAAUCUCGCAUUCUCAACUGUUGGCUUCCUUUUUAUCUCAUCAAAGAUUGGAGACCGGGCGUGUCUGCGAAUCGGCUCGAUUGGAGGAGCAGUCAUGUUCUGUUUGUACGGUUUCGGUGCCACCGAAUUCUGGCAUCUGUUAGUGUACCAUGGGCUGUCUGGCCUGUUCGUCGGGCUCAUGGUUCCUGCGAUCACCCCGACCCUGACGUCCUACAACUUGGUUGUGCACCCCACCAAGAAGUCGCAAGCCUCCGCCUUUCCCAUGUUGGGAAUGCAGAUUGGCCAGAUCUGCGGGCCAUUGCUAUUCGGCUUUCUCCUUGGUGGAGGGCAGGAUCGCACUGUCAUGAAUAUCAUCUGGUUGGCAGUCGGAUUGAUGUGGCUUGUGGGCUAUAUUCUGCUGGAUAUUAGCUUCGAGGUAAUCAGGAGGCAUCCAGCAAUGCGGGCAGCUCGAAAGAGCCAGGACAUGUCUGCAGAGCAGAUUCAGAACAUGCUUACAGAAAAUGCCAAGGACUACGAUGUUUUUGUACAAGACAUGUGCGACUUGGUACGUGGAAUGCUGACGCCGGGCCACGAAGAGUUCCGAGGAAUGGAACUUUGGUCGGGCGUGGCACAGCGAUUUGUUGAACGCGUCUUCCGGAGCAGCGUCCCCAGGUUUCGCACGGAUCCCCAAGGACAUCUUGAGGAUGUGGCGGCAUGGGUUGCAAGAGUUGGCACAGAACAAGACCAGGACUGGUUUCAUGGGCAUUUCCCUCAUAUUCCUCGCCGAGAGAGAUGGGCCGAUAAUCUUCCUGCAGGGUCUGCCGCCGAGUAUGAGGUCGCCUUCAAGGGCGCAAAGAAAAGAGCAGCCACAAGAGCAACAAUGAGGGCUUCAAUUCAGCAGGAGUGA